Calliphora vicina (urban bluebottle blowfly) is the source of this 1357-nucleotide messenger RNA. RefSeq names its product Nimrod B4 (gene NimB4). Bases 53 to 1318 code for a protein of 421 amino acids. NCBI's taxonomy places the organism in Eukaryota, Metazoa, Arthropoda, Insecta, Diptera, Calliphoridae. The transcript has 4 exons. The record is from RefSeq and is a predicted model, not a curated record.
CACAAAACACACACAAAAUCAGAGGAAAUACAAUUUCAGAAUCUUAAGAAUUAUGAAAAAUUUACGCGAUUUUGCAAUCAAAACAAUCUUAUCUCUUGUAUUUUUAUGCUCAUUCAUCCAUACAAUACAAACGGAACAUCAUACAACAAAAUACACAACCACGACAACAACAAAACAACCAAUAAUACGAACGCCGGGACUGUCUCUGCCGCAAAGACAUUCCAAUCCUCCAAAGUGUACCAAAGAAGUGCCUGCCAUUUUCUUUCAGUUUGAAAAAGAUAUCCAAGUAAUAGGCAACAGUUCUCUAAAUCCACACUUUAAUUUAAUUGAAGUCUGUUGCGAGGGCUUCAAACGUUAUGACUUUGAUUGGACCAAAUGUGUACCGGAUUGUGGACAAAAAUGUCAACGUAAUGGUUUCUGUCUAGAAGGAGGUGUAUGUCAAUGUUUCGAUGAUUUUGUAUUAAAUCAUCGCAAUGAUUGUGUACCCACUUGUCCCUUGGGCUGUCCUAAUGGCCAGUGUUAUCUUAACGGUACCUGUGUUUGCAACAAGGGUUAUGAUCUGGAUCCAACAAAGAAAUACUGUGAACCAAACUGCACCCUGGGCUGUGUUCGCAAUGAAGUAUGUGAUGCGCCCGAUACAUGCGUCUGUGCCGAGGGUUAUGCCAAGGCCACACAAACGAAUGUGGCCCAAAUGGGUUGUCAGCCGGUGUGUAUACCCGACUGUGGCUUUGGCCAUUGUGUGGGACCUAAUCAGUGUGAGUGUUUUCCGGGUUAUCAACAGAGAGCCAAUAGCUCGGUAUGCGAGAGCAAUUGUUAUUUACGCUGUGAAAAUGGUUUUUGUGCUAAUCGUACUGGCUGCAUUUGCCAGGAUGGCUAUAAAUAUGAUGUAAAUACUACCUCAUGUUUGCCGGAUUGUGGUGAUGAUUGUGAGAAUGGGGUUUGUACGGCACCAGGCUUUUGCAGAUGUUUCAAUGGCUAUCAGCGUAAUGGAUCCAAGUGUGAAGCCAUAUGUGAACACGGUUGUGGUUUCUAUGGAAAAUGUAUUGCUCCUGGUGUUUGUGGUUGUUCCAUUGUCGAUGGACCCUUCAAAUCCUAUCAGAAAUGUGAGUUAGGCUAUUGCACCUCCAAGGGACGUUGUCGUUGUCAAGUCGGCACAACGAGGUUUAUAAAUCAAUGCUUUGCACCCGACAAAGUGACCACAUACGCUUCGAUGAAACACCAGAAACUAAAUGAGGCCUUAAUUGAUGAGUUUAAUUUGUUAAUUGGAAGACAUUUUACACUGGGUGAAUUUUCACCUUUUGUGGGUCAUUUCAAAUAGAUUCAAAAUUUUAAAGGAAUAAAAAUUAAUAAAAAAGCA